This is a messenger RNA of Candida tropicalis MYA-3404, 864 nucleotides long. RefSeq lists its product as uncharacterized. Gene Ontology annotation, molecular function: nucleic acid binding. The record is from RefSeq and is a predicted model, not a curated record. Lineage: Eukaryota; Fungi; Ascomycota; Pichiomycetes; Serinales; Debaryomycetaceae. The transcript has a single exon. Gene Ontology annotation, biological process: DNA integration. The coding region runs from base 1 to 864 and encodes 287 amino acids.
AUGGAGUAUUAUGGUGUUGAGAUGAGAACUACUUCUACAAAUAAUCCCGCGGCAAACGGUCAAGUUGAAGCUAUCAACAAAUCCGUCGUUCAGUUGCUUCGUGCUUACUGUGGUCUUAAUUCUGCACAUUGGUCUACUUAUUUGAAAAUUGUUCAGUUUACUUUGAAUACUCAUUGGUCUAAAGCUAUUGGUAUGACUCCUUAUCAGGCACUCUUUGGUAGAGUUGCUCGUGAUCCAGUGGGUUUGUCAGAUUUGAGAAUGGUUCACACUAAUGCUGAUGCUGCUGCUUUGGUUAAUCGUACCCAGUUGAUCCGAACUUAUAUCAAGGAUACAUUGUCUAGGUAUCAAGAUGAUAUGGAGAAAAAGGCUAACAAGGGGAGGAAAGGUAAGAAAUAUAAGUUAGGAGAAUGGAUUUUGUUACACCGAGAUGCUUACUAUACGCUGGUAAAAUACAAGAAACUUACCCCAGUUUAUUAUGGCCCAUUCAAGAUUGUGAAGGUGAUAAACGAGAAUGCUUAUGAGUUGGACUUGCCUACUAUGGUCAAGAAAGAUAGGGUGAUUAAUUCCAGAUAUUUCAGGAAGUACUUGUUAGAUGAAGUGGCUUUCCGUGACGUGCCGAGACCAGGGAAAGAAAGUGAAGUGAGAGCUGCUGAAGUUAGUGCUAUCUUAGGUUUAGAUUUGGAAAACAAGAUGCUUGAUGUUACUUGGUUGGGUUGUCGUCCUAAUCACUGUACUAGGGUGCUGUUGGAUUGGUUCAACAAGUUUGUUCCCGUCCACUUGAGACGAGCUUUGUUUGAGAAUGCUAAAACAUUAUUUAGUGAUAGAAUUGCUGAUACUUCCAAUACAGACGAGUCUUUGGUUUAA